AUCAGAAAGAGUUCCGUGAACAUGAAUAACUACGUUCUUGCUUUGUUCGUCGUUGUGGCGGUGUUGGCUACCUCUGCGUUUGCUGAGAAAUUGGUAUGUGACAGACCUAACGAGGAAUAUCGUUGUGGAUCGGCGUGUCAGACGACUUGUCGGAAUCGUGGAGAAGUUUGUCCCAUAAUAAACAUCAGAUGUAACGACGAUUGUUACUGCAUCGAUGGCUACGCAAGGAACCUUCGAGGCCGGUGCAUCCCCAUAUCGUUGUGUCCACCCAAAUUUCGUAUAGGAAGACGCCGCAAUCCGUUCUCGACACUUCCACCGUUUCUCCAAUCUACAGAGCCUCGUAAUUUAAUCGUUCCGUAAAUUUACUGAAUGAGAGUUGUUGUUUUUUCCGUCUGGCAAAAAUGAAGAAAGAAGAAAAACAAGAGAAACACAGAUAACAUUACCGACGCCGAUUACGCCGUCUCGCGUUAAUUAGCUGCGCAAUUCCAUCCGCAAUAAACACGGGCUACGUCAUCCGUGAAAAGCUAGAUGUGUACGAUAUUCAAUAACAAUGCCAGUGUAUUAAAUUCCUAUUUAUUCUUCCUUCCUAGCGUAUAGGUUGUAUUGGUUUUUACAAGUCGUUGGAUACUUGACACGUUUGUUAAUAAAAAUCUUAUCAUUCUUCCCGUA
Molecule: messenger RNA, 669 nt
Organism: Habropoda laboriosa
Lineage: Eukaryota; Metazoa; Arthropoda; Insecta; Hymenoptera; Apidae
Product: inducible metalloproteinase inhibitor protein-like
Exons: 3
Coding region: 22-360 (112 amino acids)
Source: RefSeq, a predicted model, not a curated record